Molecule: messenger RNA, 10658 nt
Organism: Acanthochromis polyacanthus (spiny chromis)
Lineage: Eukaryota; Metazoa; Chordata; Actinopteri; Pomacentridae
Gene: ccdc13
Product: coiled-coil domain containing 13
Exons: 13
Coding region: 1104-2597 (497 amino acids)
Biological process (GO): non-motile cilium assembly; cytoplasmic microtubule organization
Cellular component (GO): centriolar satellite
Source: RefSeq, a predicted model, not a curated record
AACAGGUAAGGCUGCACUACAAAGACUUGUCUGCAUUAUGUAAUAAACUCAACACCAGCAUUAAGAUAAGAUAAGAUAAGAUAAGAUAAGAUAAGAUAGACUUUAUUGAUCUCACAAAGGAGACAUUUACCGUUACAGGGCUCUUAGAAACAAAAAACAGAGGAGUGCAAAAGUCACGAAAGUGCAAGAACAGAUUGCACAAUGACCAUGAAGUUCUCUUAAAAAGUCUCAACAACUGUACCAUCAAAAACUUCUCUGUGUACAUUAGGUGUCCCAAAAAUUUCAAACCAUGCCGCAUUUCUAAACAUUAUCUUUCCACUCCUAUCAAAACACCUUCCCUGCUCUCCCUAACUAGUACAACGAUGUAUUACACUUUGAAACUUUUCCUUCAAACAGGAGAUACAGUGGCAAAAUCUUUGAAUGUACUGAGGCAUCGUGACUUUGCAACUCCUGUGAAAAUGAGUAUUAGACAGCAGCUAUCUAAUAUCAAGUAAAUAUUGCACAACUUCCUUGUAUCAGGUUACGGCACAUACUGCAUGAAUCCCAUGCAUCUGUUUAAUUUAAUACAACAACACAAAAGAGUACACAGGAUGUACCUCUAGUCAUUAUCCUCUAACCUAAAGUUUUAUGGUAACAAACAAGAUUACUGAUCUGUUGUAUAUUUUACCUGUUUAUAUGGUUUGGGCCUACAGCUUGUUUGUGAAGCAGCUCCCUCCUUGCUAUCAUUUAGGAUAUUUCUCUUUUUUUAGGAUAUUUCUCAAUGAUAAAGGCUUCAAUCUAGGUUUUGUAUUUCCCCAAUAAAAUUAAUUGUAUUUAAGAAGUUACAUCUGUUGUUUCAAGCUGAUUUUUCUCUUCAUUUCCCGCAUUUUUAAUGCGCCAAAACUAUUAGCUCGAAACAUAACAUACAGAUGAGCGUCUUUUGGUUUCUAUGACUACAAUUCUGUUCCCGCGAGAUUUUGUUCUAGCUCCCUGGAGGGACGUUGCUAUGGGUACAGGAGCGUCGCUGUCGGUGAGGAAGUUGUUUCUUCACCUCCAGUACAAAACAAUGCGGUAAUUAGUGACUAAUUUGUUUACAAGUGCGGUACUUGGGUAAACGGCAGAUAAUGGAGCAUGAUGAUCAGCUGGAGGACUUGCGGCGUCAGUUCCAAGCACUGCAAAAACAACAGGAGAAAAGGAAACUAGACAGGAAAAAAGAGAAAGAACCAGGUAGGCCUAUUCUCAGUGGUGUCCAGGACAGUUUGGAUCUAUCUACGCAAAGUGCUCAGGCAGACGGUCCCAACGACAGGCUGUUGCAGAGUGAGAAUCAGGCAUUGCUGGACCAGCUGAGAGAGCUAAAGGAUGAAAACGGUCGGCUCUUCAAACUUCUGAGUGAAAAAGAUUUUGAAAUUAAACACCUGAAGAAGAAACGACAAGAAGAAAGACUGGCUUUAGCAGACACAUCGGGGUUGGCAGGAGCUGCAGCUGCCACCAAGAUUGUUGAGCUGUCCAAGAAGAACAGACAGCUCUGUGCUGAAAUUGAGCAAGAAAAGAUUAAAACCAAGCAAAAUAGCAACAGAAUCAAAGAGCUGGAGAAAGAGCUGCAGGCUGCUUUGGUACAUUCACCACCUGGGCAAAAAACUGACAUAAAGUCACUGGAUAAGAGCUUAUCUGAAGGCUGUGAGCAGGAAAGUCCAUUGGUCAAAUCUCUGCAGGAAAAAUUAGCAGCUGCCCAGCUGAAAGUGACCGAGUAUCGCAACCAGGUUCAGUCUGCCAAACAGGAGUUGAAAGUAGCCCAGAAGGUUUUGGUCAGUGAGAUUGGAGAGGAGGUCAACCUUCAGCAGUUACUCAGCUGCCCUGGGAACUUCAGAGGUCGCUCACAGCAGAUACUGGCUCUUCAGACAAGGGUGCGGGACCUUGAACAGCAGCUGAACCAGUCAACUCAGCAGAGACAGUCAACUGUCCAGAGUCUAGAGGACGAAUUUCUGGGCACAGGUGUCCCUCAGAAAACCUCUCCUCAAGACAGGAACUUCAGCUACAUCCGCACCAUCGAGAAGGAGAAGAGGGAAACCUUUGAGCGGAUCUCAGCAGACUAUGAGGCCCUCUUGAAAGAACAUGAGGAUGUAAAGAAAAAGCUGGAAGCCUCCAAAGCCAGAAGCAGUUCUCUAUCCUUUGAAAUGAAAACUUUGAAGGGCCAGAUCUCCAUCCUACUAGACAAGGGCAAACACGAUGAUGAGCUUGUGGAAGCUCUGUUGAAACAGCAGACUCAGAUGCAGAAGAUGCUGAUGCAGCUCAGCCAACAGCAGAACGUACAGAACAAGAAAACACAGAGACAGCAGGUGAACAGCGAGGCUUCAGAGCAGAAUACUGUCAUCCAGAAGCUUCAGAAGAUGGUUGCUGAGAAAGACGCCCAGAUCAAAGAACUACAGGAAAGCCAGCAACUCUCUGAAAAGGUAGUGAAGGAAGACGAUGGGGACGUACAGCGCAGCAAGACAACAAGUUGCAAUUCAGGAUUUUCUCCUGAAGAGGGAGACAUUAGCAAAGGAUUCGCAUCUUCGGGCCAGAGAGAAAGAGCUAAACCUGAUGCAUUUGGAUGCAGAGCAGGAGGCAGUGAUGCUUGAGCUGUAGUCGGAGAGGACAAAAUUAGAUUCAAAGUACGGACUGCGCAUUCAGCAUGCGCUCAUCAAAUUCCCCCUUAUCCGUCUGUCUCGUGGCUACACUCCGUCCCUCAUGAGCCGUGUCCUUCAGCACCAGGAGUUUUGGAUUCUGAGCAGCAGGAUAAUAAACUGUCCAACAAUCCAGAUGGCAGUUGUAAAUAUUUCUCGUUUAUAACUUUGACAGCACUGGAGAUAUCUUGAACCGGCUCUGAAAUCAUCCAAUUUUUUGCUUUUCCAUGUAUAAAAUUUAACCAGGCGACAGAGAUACUGAUGUGCAGCUCUGGACACGCUGCCUCAGACAGCACUCGUUCAGCCCGUCAUGUUUGGGCUGCACAGUGAUGUUCAUGUUACUCUCGUAUGUUGUCUCCUGGCUGGUCAUUCAAGGAAAUGGGGGCGCUGAGGGCAUCCCUAAAGAGCACUCUCCACCAUGGCCCUCAGCUCUGCAGUGACGUGAUGAGGCAAGUCAAGCAUGUGUUCCUGCAGGCUCUGUGACAUCACAGACAAGACAUUAACCAGGGGAAGUGGCUGGUCCCUGUUCAACCUCACUUCCAGCUGAGCCUACCUUCUCCUGUCACAUGUGACAAACAGCAGCCUGCAGGAAACAAGCUCUCCUCCUCUGCCAUACAGACAUCAUGUGGAUGUCUGACGUCCCCUCCAUUAAUGCCCUUAAAGACUGUUUGUGGUGGUGCCUAUGUGGAGUUGAGUAACCUCAGUUUAACAAGUUCAGCACCUUGAGUAGCACAGCUUUCAACUUAACCCUGAUGGCAUCAGACAAGGGUUCCUGGUGACUGCAGACAUGUUUAAUGCUGAUAGGAUGUUUCCCUGUGGUUUCAUAUCUUGUCUGCUUGCUGUUUUGUAAAUGUCACCGCCACAUUUUAUGGAAUAAAUGCAUGUUUUUUCUUCCAUGGUAAAUGCGUUAUAGAUAUAGAAACCGUAAUGUCUGUUUUUGAAGUAUAUAUUUUUAUAAGCUGAGAAACAUCCAAUUUGAUCAGUGAAAGGAAACCAAAAUCUUCACCAAAUGUUUUGGAUGCAUUGUUUACCUUCAUGGCUAUGACUUUCCUAGAUUUUUCCCCUUUUUUGGCUCCAUUUGCUUGUACAUAAACACUUGACAGGCCAGUCUAAAUAGUAAUCAUCUCAGUUAAGUUCCCAAAAGUUUAAUAUUCCUGUUAAAUAUUACCACUAAUUAUUUCUGACUUGAAACCAGCUGUGUGGGAAUAGCGGUUGCAAAUAAAUGCAGAUUCAAGCUGCACAAACUCCCACUGUAGAGGUAUAAUACAUUCCCCAGAGCGUGUCUCACAUGUACAGCAUGUGAUCUCCGACUCUUCGUCCAAAAGGUUGUCUGGGUCUGCGCAGCCUAGUGGGAGUGGUCCCUAUAUUCAUGCUAACAUUAUACUAACAUCCGAGUUAUUUUCUUCCGAUGUAGCCAAAAGGGUUUCAGCACAAACCCCCUCCCUCUACUCCCUCUCCACAUCACGCUUAAUUUAAAACCAUGGCUGAGUUAGUGUGCAGCUUCGAAUACCGCACUAUUUCUUCCAGGACCCUGUGGGAGAUUGGCAGGUCCCCAUUGGACUGAGCGCGAAAGUGCCACAAGACAAAAAUAUCAGAGUUUGGAUGUGAUGAAGAAAGCCUUUAUGCUCAGAGUAACAAAAAACAGCUUGUGUUGAAUACCUCCUGGAUAGAAGGUGAGGCACUCUUUAAUGCAGUAGAGUGAGAUGUGUCAUCGGAGGAGCAGAUAAACCUCCUGAUUAGAUGCAGGAUUUGGCAGAUAUGUAUCACUUGUAGUAAAGUGCAUCAGAAAGGGUGCUGAUGGAGCAAAUGCUUGUCAUUGUCCCGAACUGCAUCCGAUUCCUGGAAAAUGUUUCACUUAAAAACUUUGGUUGUUGUCUAAACUUGCUACUUCACUACUUUAUAUUCAGUCAGUGUUGGUGAAUAUGUAGAAUAUUUUACAUAAAGUGUAACUGCUUUUUUUUUUUACGACGUAGUAGUUAAUAGAAAUGAGGGAGGCACUGCCAACUUUUCAAAGAGCUUUGAAAUAAACCUCAUUACUGUUGCAUACUAAUGUUACUGUGUAAUUUCAGUUAAUCAAAUGUCAGAUUAAUACGACUACUUGUGUUGACUUAACUUAUUUAAGAGUGUCAUCACUUCCAAAUAAAUUACACUUCACCAAACAAUUUUAUUAUUGUUUUAUGUAGCUGUAUUACGCAGAAAGGUGUAGAUUUAUUCCAAAAUGCCCAAUAACCCACCAAACCAAACACAAACUUAUGUAAACACAGCAUACGUAAACAGCCUCACCUAUUUGUCAUUCCAGGUUUGAAUGACUCCUUUCUCCAUCCUUCUCCUCAGAGGUAUUCCCUCGUUCUGGACCAAUGCUUCCUGCAGACCAUUGACUGCAUCCAGAAACUAAAGUAAAUAGAGGAGCUGUGAACGCAGAGGUUAAAGUUAGCCAUCAGUAUAUGAGGGAUCUGUGAACUUUACUCAGGCCAGAAAACGGUUUGUGCCUCUAUGAGUCCAUUCAUCUCUUGGUUGCCCCUCAUUUACAUGUAAUGGAAAGAAAAUAAACACCAGAGUCCUAAUGUGCUCAUUUACAGUAAGUAGAAAUAAAGUAAUGACUUGUUAUCUUACCAAGACAGCCGUGAAGCAAUGAUAAGCACUUAUUUUUGCAAGUGCUAUGAUCAAAGUCUACAGGAUGUGUUAAAUUGCUGUUGGAGCUGUUGUCACAAAUCAAAUGUGGAGGGGUUCACUACAGUCACCCACAAUCCAGACAGAGGAGCUGAAGAGACAAGCUCUGUCAACACAUUAUCUGAACUGGAUUCUCCUUUAAGCCUCUUGGUCUCUCAUUUCAGGCUUUUGAAGUUACUCAUCUUCAAAUCUUGUUUUGCUUACAGUUCCCCAGUGUAGUGCAGUGAGUCGGUACUGUAUCCUCUCUUCAGUAAUUUUGUUCAUUUCCAAAACUUUAAAUACUAGUAGCAUCACUAGAUGGCAGUGUGGUUAGUCUAGCUCUGUGUGUCAACCACUGUCGAUGUGUUUUUCCGACAGCAACUUGCAAUUAUGUGAUCCAAAGACAAACAUUUCAGUUUAAUGUAUACUUCAUUUUUGGUGCACUGCAAACAUCAUUUCAGUGCAUCAUCAGUUUGUAUAGCACUGUUUAACUGUUAUUAUCAUGAGUCAGUUGUUUCAUGGUGAUUUUCUUGUUUGUGGAAUAAAUACAGUACCGUUCAAAAGUUUGGGGUCACUUAGAAACAUGUCAUUGACACUAUGAUAACGCCCAAAAUGUAUAUGAUAAAUAGCAAACGGAAGCUUCAAGUUAAGCUAUACAAAAACGCAAAAACAUCAGAAGCCUCUUUUUGAUUAACAUUUUGCUUUAAUUACUGUUUCACUAUGAUAGUAAGCAUAUACACUAUCAUUAAAGAGUUUGGCGUCAGUUAGAAAUGUCCUUAUUUUUGAAAGAAAAGCAUUCUUUCAAUUAAGAUAACAUUAAAUUAAUCAGAAAUGCAGUCUAGACAUUGUUAAUGUGGUAAAUGACUGUUCUAGCUGGAAGUGGCUGAUUUUUAAUGGAAUAUCUCCACAGGGGUACAGAGGAACAUUUCCAGCAACCAUCACUCCUGUGUUCUAAUGCUACAUUGUGUUAGUUAAUGGUGUUGGAAGGCUAAUUGAUGAUUAGAAAACCCUUGUGCAGUUAUGUUAGCACAUGAAUCAAAGUGUGAGUUUCCAUGGAAAACAUGAAAUGGCCUGGGUGACUCCAAGCUUUUGAACAGUAGUCUAAAUACAAUACUGAUACAGAAGCAUGUUUUAGUCUCCUUUGACAAAAAGAAUUAAAAAAAAAAAAAAGAAUGUACAUUACAGCUUAACAUACCAGCUGCAUUUUUGAUAUAGAAAGACUCUGUAGGACAGCAGCGCAAAAGCACCGAGUGCAAACUGACACUAAAACAAACUAACUGAGCUAUGGAGACAGCAUUGCUCGGAAAACUGGAAUGUUUUGACAAGCUGCAGCUCAUCACACUCUGCCCUGCAUUCUCUGCCGCUAAAAGCUGCCUCCCUCCUCCAAUCACUGCAGUAACCUGGCCAUCACUCUCGACUUGUGACUCUUUCUUGUCUUAUCGUCUCAUCCCCGCAACAAUUUUCUCACUCUAAAUUGAAUUGCUUGCCACAUUCUGUCAAACUUAAGAGCAAUCAAUUUCUUCAGGAAACAAUCCACCUUGCUUCCAACUGCCGCGUCCGUGUUGAUUUUUUGUUUUAUUUCGGUAUCUAGAGCUCUCCUCACAAUGUUGCAUUUUAUUCUGCCUCCAAACCCUCUACUGUCAGAGAAGAAAGGCAUGCAGUGUCUUGAAAUAUGUGUUACUAAUCUAAGAUACUGUAAUGUGAUAAUGUACUGGAGUUGGAAGUUUGAAUCAUUGGUUGUGUCAUGUGCAGAUAUCCUUAGUAUUCCACCCUGCAGCUACGUAAAGCCUCUGCUGCUGACUUUAGCUGCGAGGCAGGAGCAGCAGUGAUGUGAGAGGGCAGUCCCUUAACACAUGAAAUUGUUUAGCAAAUGCCUUAACACAUGCUGACACUAUGACAUUGACAUUAUGCUCACGAAUAUGAUGACGAUCAAAGAGAUCAGCAGCCCCUGAUAACAGGCUGCUGUUUAUGUAGUUUUACUUUUAUUUGUUCGCAGUAGAGAGAGGCAGAGAUAAUUGGGAGAGACAAUGACACACCAGCUGAGACACAAAGAGACCAAGGAAGAUGUUUAUUGCUCAGAGAAAUACUAUAUUUAUGAAUAUCAAUGUAUGAUUAUUUGUUUUGAUGCAGCAGUCACAAACACUGAUUAGUAAUUAAUGCAUCCUCACUGUGUCUGUGCAAGUUCACGUGCUACAGCUUUAUGUAGUGGGUCAUGUAAAGGCAGAAUAGAGACAAAACAAGAUGCUCUGUGAUUCCAUUCAAUUCAAAAAUGUGCAUAUGUUUUGCUUGUGUUGUAUAUCUCUUAUGUGCCUGGUUCCUGGCAUAAAGGAAAUAUACACUGUAUUUCAGUUUUUACAGCAGGAACAUCUUUGAAAAAUAUAGCACAGUUCCAGACUCCACCGCCUUUCUUGUCCUCUAACCCCUUGAUACCAGGCAUUAAUGGUCCCAGCUGUGUUUAUUCUAUUACAUAGGAUUUAGCUCAGCAAAUAGGAUAGAAAUGUCAAACAUUCAGCUUGUCCCCUUUUGACUCUCAGUGUUACAAUCAGACUAGUCAUCUGACCUUCUGUGUUUAAGGCCUGGAGUUGCAACAUGUCGAUCUUGACCCAAUUUUAACUCACACAAAAUACAGCACAGGACAAGAUAGUUAUAGUAGUAUGGGGGAAAAGAUUCUGAAAAAAAAGCACAUCUGUUCAACACAUGUGAUUUCAUUUAAUAUUAGACAGAGAUAACAAACAAAAUAAAAAAUGCAGUUUUUAAAUGAUGAUUCAUUAAAGAAUUAUUGAAAACCUAUAUUACCCCUGUGAAAAAGUAAUUGCCCCCUUGAACCUAAUAACUGGUUGAUCUACCCUUGGCUACAACAACUGCAAUCAAAUGUUAGCAUGUCAUCAAUCUUUUACACGGCCAUUGAGAAAUUGUGACCCACUCUUCUCUGCAGAAUAGUUUUAAUUCAGCCACAUUAGAUGGUUUUUGAGCAUGAACGACUCUUUUAAAAUCUUUCCACACCAUCUCAGUUGGAUUCAAGUCUGAACUUUGACUCAGUCACUUCAAAACCUUCAUUUUAUUCUUUUUGAGCCACUCAGAGGUGGACUUGCUUGUGUGCUUUGCGUCAUUGUCAUGCUGCAUAAUCCAUUUGUGCUUGAGUUUUAGCUCAUGAACUGAUGCUGGAUAUUCUCCAGGGGGAUUUUCUGAUAUAGAGCAGAAUUCAUGGCUCCAUCAGUUAUGACAAGUCGUCCAGGUCCUCAAACCAUCACAUUACCGCCACCAUGUUUCACUGUUGGUUUGAUGUUCUUCUUGUUCAAUGCAGUAUUAGCUUUAUGUAACAGGACCCAUGUCUUCCAAAAAGUUCCACCUUUGACUCAUCAGUGCACAGGUUGUUAUCCCAAAGUCGUAGGCCUCAUCCAGAUAUUUGUUUUGCAAAUGACAUACAAACUUUUAUGUUAUUUUUGGUCAGUUGUGGUUUCUGGAUCCAUUUUUUGUCAAUGUCUUCCUUACUCUGGAAUCAUGUUCACUGACUUUAAUUGAGGCCAGUGAGGUCUGCUGUUCUUUUGAUGUUUGUGUUCUUUUGUGGCCUCCUGGAUUAGAUAUUGUUGUGCUCUUGGAGAAAUGUUGGUAGACCAGCCACACCUGAGAAGGUUCACCACUGUUCUAUGGUUUCUUUAGUACCAGUCAUGUAAUGUAAGGCUGUUGUUUCCUAGACACUCCGGCGCUUUUGAAUUUUAGUCAUAAUGGUGCACUAAGGUGGUUAGCACUUUCGCCUUUCAGCAAAAAGAUCCCCGGUUCGCAUCCUUCCCAGGGUCUUUCUGCAUGGAGUUUGCUUGUUCUGUCUGUGCAUGUGUGGGUUUUCUCCAGGUACUCCGGCUUCCAUCCACAGUCCAAAAGCAUGCUGAGGUUAAUUGGUAACUCUAAAUUGUCCGUAGGUGUGACUGCGAGUAUGAUUGUUUGUCUCUAUGUGUAGGCCUGUGCUAGACUGAUGACCUGUCCAGAGUGUUCCCUGCCUUCACCGUAAGUCAGCUGGGAUAGACUCCAGCCCCCCGCGACAUUUGUCCCAUACCAAAGUACAUUUGACAUAUGUACAUUGUAUGGAGGUCAUUAAAUGUCACAGAAAACUUUAUCUUGUCAUGGGGCCUCUCCACUAGCUAAACUCCAACGGUACUCUCUGCAUGACAGCACAGAACUAUCAACAGUAAAAGGCAAUAGUGCAACCAGGUCCAAAGGCUAAUCUAUAGUACUUCAAGUGUGUAUUAUGGGACUGGGUAUUGGCAGGCUUUUAAAAAAAAUAUCGAAUAAUAUAUGUAAUAAAUAUUAGAUGACUGUGCAUUUUAUUUUUUAUUUCAAACACACUUUUAGACACUCUGUAUGCCUCCUUUGGUCCUCUUGGCAAAUGCUCUUCUGGAAAAGGCAUAAAAAUCAGUUUUCUGCAGUUCUUUUCCAUUUUUAUUUAUGUAUUAAUUUAAUUUUUUUUUGCAUUUUUGAUCAUGGAAAAUGAUCCGUCCCAUCCGUACAAACCAUAGUAGUGACCCAUUUUAUUUUUUAUCAUUAAAAGAUAAUAAAUACACAAAGCAAUUGAAAGGGAAUUGAAAGGGAAUAGGAUGAGAUAAAAACAUUUACUUUCAUUACUGAUCUUCAUGCUACUUUUAUAAAAUGAUGAAUGUGAAUAAAUUGUAUUUCUGUGAUCUGUGUUUGAUUUCUGUCUUUUCUCCUGUCAUCCAGAUGUUCAGAGGGAGCUGAUGCCACAUCUGGUCCAGCAGUUGGAAGGUCUUGAAGUUCUCUGACUGAAGAUGGUCCUCUCACUGGAUUUAAGGUUCAGAUGCUCAGGAACAAACUCCACCAAUGAGUCAACAGGGAAGCUUUAGGUUUAUUAAAUGUUGCUAUGAAGCAUGAAGACUAAACUCUCCACAAGGACCCAAAAUAAGUUGGACUUCUACAUGAGAGCUUUAGUUAUUCUUCAUCUACUUCCUGAAAAUUUUGGUCAAUAAAAAAGACAAAAACUAAUAUUUUCAGCUGAACUAAAGACAGACUGCUCACAUGUUGUGUUGUUGUAAACUUACUCUUUCAAAUAAACAGCCUCCUGUUGGAGAUUAGCCCUUUAACUGAUGUUCUCAUAUUUGUGAAAUUUAAGUUGUGAUGGAACUGUUUCCUUGCAGAGGAAAAAGAAAUGAUAGUGUUGUUAGAAAGUGCAACACCUUUUAUUGUAUUUUUUUAUUUUUUAAAUUUAAUAUUUUUAUUUCUUCUUUUAUUUCAUUUUUAAGGUUUGGAUAUCCUUGAACACUUAUUUGAACAGAAUAUAGAUUCUGAUAUUGCUGUAAAGAAUAAUGUUGGAGAUGUGCACUCAUGGUGAAAUAAAUCCGCAUUGUGAAGCAACCCUUA